AUGAUAUUUAUCAUCAUCCGCGACCGGAAAGCGGUAACUACGGAUCACGUGCUGUAUUAUCACCAGCAGCUAUUUGGUACCAGAGCGCCGAAUAUAAGGAGCAGAAUCGUCCGGAAGUAUCCCGUAUUGGUUUUCAUACACGGAGAAUCGUACGAGUGGAAUUCUGGGAACCCGUAUGACGGUCGAGUAUUGGCCAGCAAUGCGGAAUUGGUUGUGGUCACGUUGAACUACAGACUGGGCAUAUUGGGUUUUUUGAAUGCCAAUGAUUCGCCCAACACUAGAGCUCGUGUGGCCAACUACGGCCUUAUGGAUCAAAUAGCUGUGCUCCACUGGGUGCAACAGAAUAUUGCACUGUUCGGUGGCGAUCCGGAGAACGUUUCUUUGAUGGGUCACGGACCCGGAGCCGCCUGCAUAAACUUCUUGAUGAUAUCACCGACCGUUGUUCCAGGACUUUUCCGUCGAGCAAUACUGCUGUCGGGCUCAGCGCUGAGCAGCUGGGCUCUAGUCGAAGACCCCGUUUCGUAUGCACUAGACCUGGCCAAGCAAGUGAAUUGCACAAUCGACGGGACCGGAAACAAUCCGGAACCGAUUGUGGAUUGUCUGCGGGAAGUGCCCCUGGACUUGUUGAUGUCCGCCGGCGUCGCGUUACCCACGUACCUGAGUGCAUUCGGACCCAGUGUCGACGGUGUGGUGGUCAAGAGCAACUACCAGGAGGACGUCAUCACCAAUCUGCUACCAGAGUUUGACGGAUACAGUGGGUCCAGCGUGGCUUUCGGUGCCCGUAAGUUUCAAAAGUUUGAGUUUGGCAGUGGCAUCAACAAAUACGACUUAUUAUUCGGUGUCGUCACUAGCGAGGCGCUCUGGCGAUUCAGCUCCAACGACAUACAGGCUGGCUUCGAAGGUGACCGCCGAGACAAAAUCCUGCGUACGUAUGUCCGGAACGCAUACAGUUAUCACUUGUCCGAGAUAUUCUUUACCAUCGUCAACGAAUAUACGGACUGGGAGCGAACUGUCCUGCAUCCGAUAAACACCAGGGAUGCGACGAUUGCGGCUCUGAGCGACGCCCAGUACGUGGCGCCUUUAGUGCACACGGGUGACAUGCUCAGCCAGCCAAAGACAUCGGUUGCCGAUGACCUCAACAAAGAACGGAGGACCAAAUCAUUUUUCUACGUAUUCGACUAUCAGACCAGGGACGGUGACUAUCCUCAGAGGAUAGGUACUGCCCACGGAGAAGAACUUCCAUAUAUGUUUGGCGCUCCAAUGGUAACUGAUGGCAUGAAUCAUUUUUCCAGAAAUUUCACAAAAGCAGAAGCUUUAUUGUCUGACGCUAUGAUACUCUACUUGGGAAACUUCGCAAGAACUGGGGAUCCAAACGAUCACGAUGAUAAGCCCGAUUCCGGAUCCAAAGAGCGGAACAGGUUUCGAAGCGUAACAUGGGAUGAAUAUGAUCCGGUGCAUCAAAAGUAUUUAGAAAUAAGCAUGAAGCCCCGGAUGAAGAACCACUUCCGGGCGCACCAGCUGUCCGUGUGGUUACGGCUCAUACCGGAACUGCACCGGGCCGGCAUGGAGGACGUGAUGCUCCGACACAACUUGUUCCGGAAUCACGACGACGCGGAACUGUACGAAGGCGUAGUGAGGCCUGAUCCGCUGUCCAGGCGGGCGCCGCAGCGAGCAACGGUCAACCGAUUUACGGCCAAUGGUACGGUGGCCGAGGUGGUGCAAUCGUUGACGACCACGGGACGGCCGCAGUGGCCGGCGGUGGAAACUACCACGUGCCUGCCGCCGUCGCGCGGCUCGAACGCGGCCAAUGUGUCCACGUCGGCCGAAGACGCGCUGGCCACACUCGGUGCGGCUGGUUACGCGGCCUACUCGACGGCACUGCACGUGACCAUCGCGCUAGGCGUGUCACUGCUAGUGCUCAACGGCCUACUGCUGGUGAUCAUAUGCUACCAGAAGGACAGGUUUAAGUGUUUGCAAAACCCCCAGCACCAGCAGACGGCCAGMGGACAGGAGGAGUCGGUCAGGUACAAGGCGGCCACCGUUCCGGACGACCGACUGCAGCAAUCGGCCGCGGCGUCGGUCGACAAGGCGGGCGGUUACGACGGUCGCCAUCAUCACCUGCAGCACCAUCACCAUCCACCGGGCCAGCAGAUGCACCUGGCCGCGGACGCCGUGGCCGUGGACAUGGAACAAAGGCAUCACCACCUCCACGGGACUGGUGGCCACCAUCAGCACCAUCACAUGCACCACCAUCACGUGCCGACUGUCGUCGGUGGACAGCAUACAACGCCGCCUCAGACAACCGCGACGAUGACGACGACCACGCAACAACAACAGUUGUCGGCGGCCACAGCGGCGGUGCGCAUGGCGGCCGGACACGACAUGACGUUCCCGAAAGCGGCCAAACCGUCGUCCAGACUUCUGCAUGACCACCAGGUCGGUGGCGGGGGUGGCUGUCCACCCAACGGGUCGCUGGUGCACGGCACGCUGCCCAAACCACCUCCGCCACCCCGGUCUUCGGUGGGGGUGCAAUCGCAGGAGUCGCAGCCUCUGCUCGUGCAGCAGGGCGUGGGCAUCAGUCAGAUGCCCAAAACCGGUACGCUCAAGAUGCCCGUGGCCGCCAUGAGCGAAAUGAGGGUCUGACCGUCGCUGCGGUCGCUUCUAUUGCACCUGCAGUCGCUGUGCUCGUGCCGAUUAUUGGUGCAUUCCACGUGCAAUAAUAUUAUUAUUAUGUAAUACGAUCGUUAUUGUUUUAGUACGUCGUGUUCGUUGUUUUUAUGGUUGUAAUUGUCGUUGUCGUGGUUGUGGUUGUGGUCUACCCUGCAGAAAAUAAAAUUAUAUUAUUAUGUACCUACUUCACAUUUUAAACUUGAGGCGUGUGAAGUGUGGCUGUCUUCCAACACGGUUCAUCGUACCGGCAAAUGACGCCAGUUAUGCCUAUAUAUUCGUACCCCGGCUCUGAUACCGCCGCCGUAUAUCACCAUCUGCGGUAUCAUUACCAUGUAAAUAACUAGAAUAUAAAUAUAAUAAUAAUAAUAAUAUAAAUAUUUUAAUAAUAAUAUAAAUAUUACAAUAAUAAUAUUAUAACAAUAUAUAUUAAGUCGUUAAUGAUUCCGAUGCAUAACAUUGUUAUUGUGUCGUGUUAUGCGCAUUAUUAUGGUUCGUCAUUGUCGUAUAGUAGCCGAAAAACAGUAUUUCAAUAUUAUUUUGAUUUGUUCGUUUUAAUUAGAUUAGUAUAAUAUUUGUCAUUUUAUUUUAUCAUAAUAUAAUAGCAGAUAAUGUAUUAAUUGUUAUAAUAUAAUAUAAUAUAGUCGGUCGCGUUUGACUGUAGGUACACUUUUUUGUCUUGUUCUUGUUCUGUAAUAUUUUAUUUGCGCAAAGGUGGUGUCCCUGUCGAGGUGGAUCCACAACGAUAUUGUUACCAGUCCGUUUUUGUCCAUGCAACGUUAACGACAACGUGUCUGGACUUGUUUGUAAUUAUUUAAGUUUUCGAAAACAUUUAUCAUCGUUAAUUAUGGCGAAAACAUGCACUAUAGUUCCGACGACCGUGUAGGUAAUAUGUCAUAGACUUUAGACAAUCCAAAUAAUGAAAUAGUCAAAAAUCGUGUGCUAAUCGUAAAUAAAUAUUAUUAUGAUAUUAUCAUGUCGAAUGGAAAGUAAAACGAACACCUUUAAAUACAACGAUUUCGUCGUUUGUGAGGGAAUUUAUGACUACUCUGGUGGGUUUAUCGUUUGGGUGCAAAAAAUGACAUCAGCUGCAGAUCUACUCGCUAUCAAAAUAUUAAACCGUAGAAGCUGCUGCUCAACAAAUCCAACACGACAACUCGUUGAACAAUAUAUAAUAUAAAUAACUAUUAAAAUAUUAUAUUAUAACAGCUGAUGCUAUUGGUUUAUAGCAAAUUAUAGCUGUGGGAAGAAUCAUAAAUAGAAAAAUACAUUAAAUUGUAAUAUUGUUUUCAAUGAUAAUAUUCUAGGUGGAUAGUCGAUGAAAAUUAAAAUUAACUCCCGUAAAUGUAGAUGCCUCUAUACUAUUAAUAAUGCGUACUUAAAUGUGUUUUACUUUUAGCUAUGUUCGACUAAGCUUUUUUACAAUGCUCGAUUGAUAUUUUAUUUUAAACAAUUAAAUUAUCUAAGCCAAAUUGUUUUUAUCGUGUAACAUAACAUACCUACAUUAUUUGCUCCGCGUCAUGUUUAAAAUUUGUGAUUAAAAUCUGACAUAAUAUUUUAUAAAUAAUAAAACGUUUACUCGUCAGUGUUGCUGAGUACAAUAGUCAUUUCGUUCAGAGUAUAAAUCGUGUCCAUUGCAACUGUUUAAUUAUCAAUCAUAUAUUAUUAUGCAGGCGAAUGAUUCGCGUUUUGUACGGAUUUACUGUGCAUUACUGCAGCCGUGUACGCCUGUCAAAAGUAUACGUGAAAUGUCUCUCUAAUUUCAGA
This is a messenger RNA of Diuraphis noxia (Russian wheat aphid), 4434 nucleotides long. RefSeq names its product neuroligin-4, Y-linked-like. Lineage: Eukaryota; Metazoa; Arthropoda; Insecta; Hemiptera; Aphididae. The record is from RefSeq and is a predicted model, not a curated record.